AUGGGCGUCGCGUUUCUGACCCUCCUCUGGGCUUUCUUUCGCCUCGCGGAGACCAAGGGUCGCACGUUUGAGGAACGCAAUAUCAUGUUUGGUGAUCGCGUGCCCACGCGCACGUUCGGCUCCUACGUCGUCGUGGCCUAUCAUGAUGUGACGAUCCAGGAGCAAAAGGCCGUUGACGUCCAGGCGAUGCACGACACAGACAAGGUCUCAUUGUACAUAUCAUGUAAUCUGUAUUGA
This is a messenger RNA of Emericellopsis cladophorae, 237 nucleotides long. RefSeq lists its product as uncharacterized. NCBI's taxonomy places the organism in Eukaryota, Fungi, Ascomycota, Sordariomycetes, Hypocreales, Bionectriaceae. Bases 1 to 237 code for a protein of 78 amino acids. The record is from RefSeq and is a predicted model, not a curated record. The transcript has a single exon.